Oryza brachyantha (malo sina) is the source of this 2110-nucleotide messenger RNA. RefSeq names its product WRKY transcription factor WRKY24. The transcript is spliced from 5 exons. Bases 109 to 1794 code for a protein of 561 amino acids. Gene Ontology annotation, molecular function: sequence-specific DNA binding; DNA-binding transcription factor activity. The record is from RefSeq and is a predicted model, not a curated record. Lineage: Eukaryota; Viridiplantae; Streptophyta; Magnoliopsida; Poales; Poaceae. Gene Ontology annotation, biological process: regulation of DNA-templated transcription.
CCGCCUCCUCCCUCCUCGUUCCCGAACGUACACGCCGGACAGAGACACGCACCGCACGGCGGCUAGCCGUGAGAGUCCGCGGUUUUGGUCGCGAGCUGAGGGCUUCCGAUGACAACCUCGUCGUCCGGGAGCAUCGAGACGUCGGCCAAUUCCCGGCCGGGGCCUUACUCUUUCGCCGGCACGAGCUUCACGGACCUCCUCGGUGGCAACGCGGUGGCCGGCGGCGGGGCGUCAAGGUACAAGGCCAUGACUCCGCCUUCGCUGCCGCUCUCGCCGCCGCCGGUGUCGCCGUCGUCCUUCUUCAACAGCCCGAUCGGCAUGAACCAGGCUGACUUCCUCGGCUCGCCGGUGCUCCUGACCUCCAGUAUCUUCCCGUCGCCGACAACGGGCGCAUUCGCGUCGCAGCACUUCGACUGGAGGCCGGAGGUGGCGGCGCAGAGCGCCGAUCAAGGCGGCAAGCACGAGCAGAGGACUUCCUAUUCCGACUUCUCGUUCCAGACGGCGCCGGCAAGCGAAGAGGCCGCGCGAACGACGACUUUUCAGCCACCGGUCCCACCGGCCCCACUGGGGAAUGAGGCAUACAGAGGUCAUCAGCAGCAGCAGCCAUGGGGCUACCAGCAGCAGCCUGCAGGCAUGGACGCGGGAGCCAACACGGCGAGCUUCGGCGCGGCGCCGUUCCAGACGACCUCGUCGGAGAUGGCGCCACAGGUGCAGGGCGGCGGCGGGUACAGCCAACCGCAGUCGCAGAGGCGGUCAUCGGACGACGGCUACAACUGGCGCAAGUACGGGCAGAAGCAGGUGAAGGGGAGCGAGAACCCACGCAGCUACUACAAGUGCACCUACCCGAACUGCCCAACCAAGAAGAAGGUGGAGAGGUCGCUCGACGGCCAGAUCACCGAGAUCGUGUACAAGGGCACGCACAACCACCCCAAGCCACAGAACACCCGGAGGAGCUCCGGCUCGGCGGCGGCGCAGGUCCUGCAGAGUGGCGGCGACAUGUCCGAGCAUUCCUUCGGGGGCAUGUCCGGCACGGCCGCGACACCAGAGAACUCGUCGGCGUCGUUCGGCGACGACGAGAUCGGCGUGGGCUCCCCGCGGGCUGGGAAUAAUGCCGGGGGCGACGAGUUCGACGACGACGAGCCGGACUCCAAGAGAUGGAGGAAAGACGGUGACGGCGAGGGGAUCUCCAUGGCUGGCAACCGGACGGUGCGGGAACCAAGGGUCGUCGUCCAAACGAUGAGCGACAUCGACAUCCUCGACGACGGCUACCGCUGGAGAAAGUACGGCCAGAAGGUGGUGAAGGGCAACCCGAACCCAAGGAGCUACUACAAGUGCACCACGGCCGGUUGCCCCGUGCGGAAGCACGUGGAGCGCGCGUCCCACGACCUGCGCGCCGUGAUCACCACCUACGAGGGCAAGCACAACCACGACGUGCCCGCCGCGCGGGGGAGCGCCGCGCUCUACCGCCCCGCGCCGCCGGUUGCCGCCGCCAGCCACCAGUACCUGCCGAACCAGCCGACCGUGUCCUACCAGUCCGGCGCCGCCGGGCCGCAGUCCUACGCUCUCAGGCCCGACGGGUUCGGCGCACAGGGCGGCUCGUUCGUCCUCGGUGGCGGCGCGGCGCCGUUGCAGGACGGCGGGAGCAGCUUCGGAGGCUUCUCCGGGUUCGACGACGCCAGGGGCUCGUACAUGAGCCAGCACCACCAGCAGCAGAGGCAGCACGACGCGAUGCACGCCUCGAGAGCCAAGGAGGAGCCCGGAGAUGACAUGUUCUUCCAGAACUCGCUCUACUGAUCGCUGAAAGAAUCGUCGUAGGAAAUCUCAAAUGACACGUCGGAACUGUAAUUUUAGGAUAUACUGUAGUCUUGAUACAUUUGUUUAUUUGUUUGGAGGGCCCAGGAAUGCAGAUGGCUGCAGAAAAGGGUACCGUCCCUUAACACAUGGAGAUGGAGGAAAGGAUGUACUCCUGUAGGAUACGCAGCAAAUUUUGCUCUGUAUUUUUUCCACAUAGAAAUAUGUUGUAUAAAUACAUACAAAUUCGAUUUUUUACAUCUUCCAAUAUUCAUGUUCUCCAUACUGGGUGAAAAUCUGUAUAUGUCUUUACACUUUA